UUAGCUAUUUACACAUCACUCUCUUCACGUAUCUAGCUAUUGCUUAUCAAUGGGCGCCUCCUUCAUUCAUACACCCACAUUGUUCUUUCUCUGGUUCUCCAUGGCUGCUGCAUUGGUGCAAGGCCAAGGCACUCGGGUUGGCUUCUAUUCUCGUACAUGUCCUCAAGCUGAAUCCAUUGUUCAGAAAACUGUCCAGUCUCAUUUCCAAUCCAAUCCAGCCAUUGCCCCUGGCCUGCUUCGCAUGCACUUUCAUGACUGUUUUGUCAGGGGCUGUGAUGCUUCUAUCCUUAUAAAUGGAACUUCCACAGAGAAAACAACAGUACCGAACAGUCUGAUAAAUGGAUAUGAUGUUAUUGAUGAUACCAAGACCCAGCUCGAAGCCGCUUGCCCUGGAGUGGUCUCUUGCGCUGAUAUUCUUGCCCUCGCUGCCCGCGACUCAGUGGUUCUGACUAAAGGACUAAUGUGGAAAGUGCCUACGGGACGUAGAGACGGGCGAGUUUCAUUGGCAUCUGAUGUUAACAAUUUGCCUGGUCCUCGCGACUCUGUUGAAGUCCAAAAGCAAAAGUUUGCUGACAAGGGUCUCAAUGAUCAAGAUCUCGUUACUCUUGUUGGAGGACACACCAUUGGAACUUCAGCAUGCCAAUUCUUCAGAUAUAGACUAUACAACUUCAGUACCACGACUGCAAAUGGUGCUGACCCUUCCAUGGAUGCCACAUUCGUAACUCAGCUACAAGCCCUCUGCCCAGCUGAUGGUGAUGGGAGCAGGCGCAUUGCACUGGACACUGGUAGCUCAAACACAUUUGACGCAUCUUUCUUUACAAACUUGAAGAAUGGACGUGGAGUACUGGAGUCUGAUCAGAAGUUAUGGACGGAUGCUUCCACCAAAACUUUUGUUCAGCGCUUCCUGGGGGUAAGAGGGCUAAGUGGGUUGAACUUCAACGUUGAGUUUGGGAGGUCUAUGGUGAAGAUGAGCAACAUUGGGGUGAAGACAGGGACUGAGGGUGAAAUUCGCAGAGUGUGUACAGCAAUUAAUUAACUGAUGAGAAUUAAUUUUCCACCUCAAAUUGGUGUACGAAUUUGAAAGUAAGGGAAUAAAAGUAGCACUAAGGUAAUAGCUGCAUGGAUAGUUGACAUUAUCAUGAUUGAAUUAUUUGAAAAUAUGGAUUGCCCAUUUGGUUAA
Molecule: messenger RNA, 1180 nt
Organism: Vitis riparia (riverbank grape)
Lineage: Eukaryota; Viridiplantae; Streptophyta; Magnoliopsida; Vitales; Vitaceae
Product: peroxidase N1-like
Exons: 3
Coding region: 50-1036 (328 amino acids)
Biological process (GO): response to oxidative stress; hydrogen peroxide catabolic process
Cellular component (GO): plasmodesma; plant-type cell wall
Molecular function (GO): heme binding; peroxidase activity
Source: RefSeq, a predicted model, not a curated record